Dioscorea cayenensis subsp. rotundata (Guinea yam) is the source of this 1266-nucleotide messenger RNA. Its product is annotated as putative F-box protein At3g52320. The record is from RefSeq and is a predicted model, not a curated record. Lineage: Eukaryota; Viridiplantae; Streptophyta; Magnoliopsida; Dioscoreales; Dioscoreaceae. The transcript is spliced from 2 exons. The coding region runs from base 1 to 1266 and encodes 421 amino acids. Gene Ontology annotation, molecular function: protein binding.
AUGAUGAUGCAGAAGCUUUUAUCUGAGAAAUCAACAUGGGUUCUCGAGGUUAUUACAAUGAUGAAGAACAUGCUUCAUAUAUGGAAUAAAGCAGACAAAAAGAAAAGUGUCAUUAAUGAAGACAUAGUAACAGAAAUCCUUCUGAUGCUGCCUGCAAAAUCAAUCUACAAGUUCAAGUGCGUCUCCAAAACAUGGCUCAAAAUCAUAACUGAUCCCUGGUUUGGUCAUGCUUAUAACUCUUCCAAUGGUCUUCCAGUUCUCGCCGGUUUUUUCCAUGCAGAUGACAACUGUGACUUGAUCUUUAAUCCUGUUAACCACCAACUCUUGUCCCCAUCAUUGAAUCACGUCCCUCUGCUAGGCCUCUCCACUUCUUCCAAUGGAUUCUUGCUCUUGUGCACAACCGAUGGACAGAAAAUUGUCUACAACCCUGUCACCAGAAGAAGAUUAAUGAUACCAAAAAUGAAAGGAGAUCAUGAAUGGUACCAUGCAUUUGGCUUGAUACAUGAAAAAGAUAAUCAUGUCAGAGCAGUAUUUGCUUACAAGCUUGUAACAGACGACAAACAAAUGGCAUUUAAAAUUGAUAGGAUUAGAUGCGACAAUAAAAUAGUGGAUAGAGUUGAGUCACCGGAGAUGCUCGUCCAAUGGCAAUGCAAGACAAAGGAUGUUGAAUUCAGGGUAUAUCAUAGCAAGAAGAAUGAGUGGAAUUCUAAGAGAUUGGUGAGUAAAUUUCCAAGAUAUGUUUGUUUCCAACCAGAACAGAAGGCUGGUGUCUCGAUCGGAGGCUAUUUGUAUUGGAUAUCACUGGACGGAGCAGUGGUGAGCUAUGACAGUGAGAGUGAGGUGGCAGAGUUGAUCAGCUCACCGGAGGCGAGCACAGAAUUGGAGGCUAAGUCUAUGCAUUGCAGUGCCAAUGGAAUUCUUGUGUAUUGCGCAAGGGAGAGGAUGACAGAAGAUGUGGUGAUAUGGGAGCUCAGCGAUCAGAAAACAUGGAUUGCUAAGGAGAGAGUGAAGUUGCAUGGUCUGGAAAACUACCAUCUGAGAACGAUUUUGUAUGUUUGUCAUGAAAUGCAGGCUGUGUUCUUGCAGACGAUGAAGGGAGUUUACAAGUUUAACAUGAGUGAGGAGAAGUUGGAGCUGAUUUGUAGUGAUCGAGUGACUCCUUAUAUGAUGCCUCCAUGGCCUGCUGCUUUAAUUGGGGAUGAAGCAUGCAUGAUAGAUCAUCAGCCUACAGAGGCCGAUGAGAAGGAAUGGUUUGGAAGUCCUUAA